CAUAAGCCAGUACCUCACCGAAGGAUUGCAUCCACGGUACUCCGCUCUACAACAACAGCGCUGGAGGACCAUGCUUUGCAUAUAAGAGAUGGUGUGGCGGCGCUUGGCCACCUCAUCCUGUCCGGGCUACUUUUCUUCUCCGUCCUCUUGUCGUCCACUAGCGGUUUGCCGUUCGGAGCCUUCUCGCCCACAACAAGCUAUUGUCGUACCUCUCGGGUGGCAAACAUGCCAUCUCAAUCAUCACUCUACGUUGCCCUGUAUCAGAUAGGACUCGGGCGUUAUCACUGGGCUCUCGUAGUCACUCCCUACAACGGCCCCGUCAACAAUGGUCCCCUCUUCCAGAUCACCAACCAAGACAUUAGCCAGCCGCGAAGCAUCGGCGCAUGGAGAAAGUCCCACAAGAUGUCGACGGAUUUGCUCAAGAGCUCAUCCUUCGUAGGGUGCGUCAGGCUUCCUGACUGCACCAUCUCCGCGCAGCACAUGACUGCUUGGAUCGCCGAGCAAGAUCCACAGCAGGGGGAUACUCAACUGCCAGUGGGGCAAGAGUGGUCAUGCUCGCAGUGGGUUAUCCGCGUUCUACAACGGCUCAUGGAAACGGGGAUAUACAGAGUGGAUCUCAGGCAUUUCCGUGCGAAGAUCCUGAUACAUGCCAAUAACCUGUCGCAGAUGCACAACAGGAACGCGAACCAGCUUCACACCGUAGUUUACGCCUAGGUAUUGAAUAUCCUCCUUUCGUACCAUACCAUUGCUAGUGUACAAUAGUCGAUAUGCGAUACAGAUAGA
Rhodofomes roseus is the source of this 783-nucleotide messenger RNA. RefSeq lists its product as uncharacterized. The transcript is spliced from 3 exons. The coding region runs from base 226 to 714 and encodes 162 amino acids. NCBI's taxonomy places the organism in Eukaryota, Fungi, Basidiomycota, Agaricomycetes, Polyporales, Fomitopsidaceae. The record is from RefSeq and is a predicted model, not a curated record.